Ceratina calcarata is the source of this 3173-nucleotide messenger RNA. It is a transcript of the gene muskelin, whose product is annotated as muskelin 1. Lineage: Eukaryota; Metazoa; Arthropoda; Insecta; Hymenoptera; Apidae. Gene Ontology annotation, cellular component: cytoplasm. The record is from RefSeq and is a predicted model, not a curated record. The transcript is spliced from 12 exons. Bases 583 to 2967 code for a protein of 794 amino acids. Gene Ontology annotation, molecular function: protein binding.
UUCUACCUUACCUGCUCUGUUCGAGAGUUUCGACAGUUUCGUGUUCUGCCUAGUACGAAACGAUUCGUUUGAACGGAUUACCCAAGUCGAAUGAUUCGAAGCUGCAACGGCUGCAACCGCGAUACAGACACAUACUACCACGCGCGUGUAUGCGCACACGUACUCGCGUAUGCGACACAAACACGCACACACGCACGAUGAUACGAGAUACGGAUACGACGAUAAUAAGCUGAUCAAAUACAGAUCCAUACGCGUGUCGGUGAACGUGAACUGCGUGUCGGUGAACGUGAACUGCGUGUCGGUGAACGUGAACUGUGUGACUGUGCGGCGGCGUACGACAAAGCGACUGCUGUUAACAGUAUAGAAGUAGAAGUAGAAAUUUGCGACUGUCGCGAGAUGAUGAUGAUGAUGAUGAACAUCAGGACAUCGCAUUAGACGUCACAGGGUUGGGCAUGAUUUCGUUUUCAGGCAGUGCCCACCACCCACUCGCUCGCUCGUUCUCACGACGAUACAGUGUCCGGCUUAAAAAAAAUGGCACACACAUUUAUUUAGUGUCAGUAAGGCUUAUGUCAUUUGUGUAACAUGGCGUCCAGCGAGAAUAGGAACUUUCAAAAAGUGUUGGAGUUCAAAAUUGAUAAAUGCUCCAGCUUCUCUUCGUCGUACGUGCCAGAAAAUAUCCUCGUAGACGAACCAUCGGAUCUGACGUCCCGCUGGUCCUCCGAUACCGAUACUUAUCCACAGUUUCUCAUAUUGAAAUUGCGAUGUCCAUCGAUCGUGAAAGCUAUUACGUUCGGUAAAUAUGAGAAAACGCAUGUCUGUAACAUAAAGAAGUUCAAGGUGUAUGGCGGUUUAGAAGCUGAGAACAUGAUGGAACUUUUGGAGAACGGAUUAAAAAACGAUUCGACACCGGAAACUUUCGAUUUGAAGCACGUAUUAAGGAACGAGGAAAAUUACUUUCCAGUUAGGUACAUAAAGAUAGUUCCGCUACAAUCCUGGGGCCCUAGUUUUAAUUUUUCCAUUUGGCACGUACGGUUGACAGGCACCGACGAUGCUAAAAUUGUAAAGCCUAGUAUCGAAUGGCUGAAUGCGUAUCGUCAAAAAGAAGUGAUCAGACUGUGUAUGAAACACUUUCGAAAACUGGAACAACCGGAGAUCGUGGAGACUCUGCAAAGAGUCACGGGUGUACCGCUCGAAGAUCCCAGAUUGUCCGGUCUGUACGAUCUGUUGGUCACGAGAGGCGAUCAUUCGCAAGCAGAGUACUUCAUAAGUAACGCGAUAACCAUGGGACUUUUGAACGACUAUAUUAACGCUCAGACUUACAGAGCAGUUUGGACAAAAUUAUCGUUUAACGACUCGAAACCAGGGAUGAGAGGCGGUCAUCAAAUGGUACUCGAUCCUAUCGCAGAGCUCCUUUAUCUUUUCGGUGGAUGGGACGGGAAUCAGGAUCUUUCGGAUUUAUGGGUGUACAACAUAGCUUCCAACAAAUGGUCUCUCAUAUGCAAAGAUGCAGAAGCGAUGGGCGGUCCAAGCGCGAGAUCUUGUCACAAAAUGUGCCUCGAUCCAGAACGCAGGCAGCUGUUUACUCUCGGCAAGUACUUGGACGCGGAAUACAGAACGGUGGAAAAUCUCAAGAGCGACUUCUUCGUAUACGACAUCGAGUCGAACAAGUGGACGCAAAUAUCGGAAGACACUGGCGCGGUAGGAGGACCGCAGCUUAUAUUCGAUCAUCAGAUGUCUAUGGACGUCGAAAAACGAACCAUAUACGUUUUCGGUGGUCGCGUUCUCGUCUCUCCGACCAAUUACGAAGAACACGGCAUCCUGUCGGGUUCGGCCGAGCCAAUUUUCUCCGGUCUCUACUCUUAUCACGUACCAACCGGGACGUGGAACAGACUCGCCUGCGACGUCGCGAGGCCCUGCCCUAUCGGUGCGCCGACCAUCAAAUCCAGAGCCGGUCACGCCAUGUUGUUUCAUCCAGGAUUGCGAAAGUUGUAUAUCUUCGCGGGUCAAAGAGGCAAAGAAGAUCUCAGCGAUUUCUUCACGUACGAGGUCGACACGAACCACAUCGAGCAUAUACUCUACGAAUUCGGCGCCAAGGAUACGAAUCACAUACCUGCGGCUGGUUUCACGCAGCGUGCUACGAUCGAUCCCGAUUUAGGCGAAAUAUACGUUUUGUCCGGUUUGAGCAAAGACAAAGGUAAAAGAUUCGACAGCGUUCAAAAUUCUUUCUGGGUGUACAACAUCAAGAACAACAAAUGGUCUUGCAUUUAUCGAAACGACAACGUCGGAGAGAAAUAUUGGAGUAAAAUGCAAGAUUACGAACCGUGUCCACGAUACGCGCAUCAACUGGUCUACGAUCCCGUACGAAAGGUUCACUUUUUAUUCGGUGGCAAUCCUGGGAGAUCCUGCCUUCCAAAUUUGAGGCUCGACGAUUUUUGGCAAUUGAAGCUCUGCAGACCGUCUAACGAGCAAAUUUUAAAGAGAUGCAAGCUACUCAUCAGGAAGCACAAGUUCAAGGAACUCGCUUUGAACAACAGCGUCGAGGCGCUAGAAUAUUUGCAAACCAAAGUCUCGGAAAUCAUCGAUCACACCGACGUAGAACAAACGAAAGAGUUCCAAUUGUUGACGUCGCUUCUGUUCAGAGAACAUAAUUCAUUGGGUGAAGCCAAGAAUCCGAUCAGCAGCUCGGACGUAUUAGGGAAUUUAGUUAACAUGGACACGUCGUCGUCGUCAUCGUCAUCGUCGUCGUCGUCCUCCUCGUCCUCGUCCUCGUCAUCGUCGUCGUCGACGACGUCAUCCUCGUCCUCGUCUUCGUCGUCUUCGUCUUCUUCUUAUUCGUCGUCCUUAUACUGUUCCAUUACGCGCGACGUUCAUACGCUGAGAACUGAGCUGUACGAUAGACUGACAGAAUUCUUCUCCGAGUCGUCGACGCAACCUCGAGCUAACUUGAUCGACCUUUUGCCGUUGUGAUCCAGCGGCAACGAUCGAACGGCGAUCGCAUUUACGUAUUGAUCCUUGUCGACGCGAGCGAUCACUCGAUGGAAGUAUAGCGAGAGAGAGAGAGAGAGAGAGAGAGAGAGAUCUUUUCCUUGUGCUUUCGCGCAUCAAGUAGUGUCGUUUUCCCCGAUAAACGUUCGCUAUUGUAUCGAGUCGAUUUUAUCUUUAAAAUGCAACGA